This is a messenger RNA of Vicia faba (fava bean), 537 nucleotides long. The record is from the annotation of a GenBank genome assembly. Lineage: Eukaryota; Viridiplantae; Streptophyta; Magnoliopsida; Fabales; Fabaceae.
AUGAUAAAGAAACGUUACAUUCACUUGACAGAAGAAAUGCUGAAAGAAAACCCAAACAUAUGUACUUAUGACGAACCAUCCCUCAAUGCACGUCAAGACAUAUUAGUUGGACAAUUACCAAAGCAAGGUGAAGAAGCUGCAUCAAAAGCCAUAAAAGAAUGGGGAAAACCAAAAUCAGAGAUAACUCAUCUCAUAUUCUGUACAACUUCAGGAGUUGACAUGCCUGGUGCUGAUUAUCAACUCAUCAAACUCUUAAACCUGAAUCCAUCUGUAAAACGAUUCAUGUUAUAUCACCAGGGAUGUUUUGUUGGUGGAACUGUUCUUCGUCUGGCCAAAGAUCUUGCUGAGAACAACGUUGGUGCACGUGUUCUCGUUGUUUGUUCUGAAAUAAUUGUUGAUACUUUCCGUGGUCCGAACGAGAAUCACAUAGAUUCUUUAGUUGGACAAGCACUCUUUGGUGACGGUGCUUCAUCUGUGAUAGUUGGAGCAAACCCUGAUACAACAAUUGAACGUCCACACUUGAUUUUUAUGGGUUAA